This is a messenger RNA of Elgaria multicarinata webbii, 3430 nucleotides long. RefSeq names its product neuronal pentraxin receptor (gene NPTXR). The record is from RefSeq and is a predicted model, not a curated record. The transcript is spliced from 5 exons. The coding region runs from base 68 to 1573 and encodes 501 amino acids. Lineage: Eukaryota; Metazoa; Chordata; Lepidosauria; Squamata; Anguidae.
UCUCUUGGCCUCUGCCCCCCUGGAAGCUGCCACCCUGAAGUUUCUGGUAGUGCUGCUGGCCGCAGGGAUGCUGGCUUUCCUUGGUGCAAUCAUUUGCAUCAUCGCGAGCGUCUACCCUGCGGCCAACAGCGGCGGAGCUCUCCAAGGUGCUGACAAUGGCUCCAACGCCGCGGCCGCUGCCCUGCUGCCCGCCGCCGGCUCGGACAAGACGCUGGGCGCUCUCCACGGUGCUGGAGAGAGCUCCUACGGGGGCUUCUCGGCCGGCCCCCAGGACUCUCUGCUGGACCUGCUGGCCAGCGCCCGGCCCCAGCAGCACCAACAGCUCUUCAGCCGCUUCCUGUGCACCCCGCUGACCGUCGAGUGCCCGUCGGAAGGCCGCCCACAAGGCGACAGCCCCGGGGCGGCAGCGGCGGCGGCCAGCGAGGAGCUCUUCUUCCUGCAAAGCACGGCCGAGCAGCUCAGGCAGACGGCCCAGCAGCAGAAAGAGCAGAUCCGCACGGACCAGGAGACCAUCCGGGAGCUGACCAGCAAGCUCAGCCAGUGCGAGAACGGGCUGGAGAUCACUUUCCAAGACAGCCCCUCGGUCUGGGGAGUCCCCAGGCAAGACACCAUGGGCGAUCUGCCCUGGGACUCGCCUGCCAUGAUCCAGGAGCUGGAGGAAGCCGUCCGGGCGCUGAAAGACAGGAUCGACAAGAUCGAGCAGGAUAUCCCAGCCCGAAUAAAUGCCUCUUCCACUUCUGCCCCUGUGCCAGCCCAAGAGACGAUCCAUACCAAGAUGGAGGAACUGGAGGAGCAGAUCCUCUCCAAGAUUUUAGCCCUGGAGAAAGAACGCUCGUCCAUCACCAGCAGCCAUGAUGUGCAGCAGCAAGAUGUGGAGAAAGAGCUGGAUGCUCUUCAAAACCGGGUCUCUGAGCUUGAACAUGAAACGACGACUUUCAACCCUCCAGAAGCCUUCAAGGUCUCCAUCCCCGUUCGAAACAACUAUAUGUAUGCCCGGAUGAAGAAGAGCUUGCCAGAGCUUUAUGCUUUCACAGUCUGCAUGUGGCUGAAAUUCAAGGGGCCAGCAGGAGUGGGCACCCCUUUCUCCUAUUCUGUGCCCAGCCAAGCCAAUGAGCUUGUCUUGUUGGUGUGGGGAAAUAAUCACGUGGAGCUGAUCAUUAACGAUAAGGUGGCUCAGCUGCCCAUGACUCUAAAGGAUGGCACGUGGCACCACAUCUGCAUUACCUGGAUCACCCGGGAUGGUAUAUGGUCAGCAUAUCAAGAUGGUGAGGAGCGUGGGGCCAGUGAAAACCUGGCAUCUUGGCAUCCGAUCAAGGCUCACGGGGUGAUGAUCUUGGGCCAGGAACAGGAUACGUUCGGUGGAAGGUUUGAUGCCACUCAGGCCUUCGUUGGUGAAAUCUCUCAGUUCAACCUGUGGGAUCAUGUCUUGAAACGGGAUGAUAUCGUGGGCCUGGCCAACUGCACCCGCCACCUAGAAGGCAACAUCAUCCAGUGGGAUGAAAACCUGGUUGAGGUCCAUGGAGGAGCAACCAAGCUGAGCUUUGAGAUCUGUGAGGAGAAGAUGAAGGCUUGAGAGGUCCUGGUCUCUUCCAAAGGAAAGGAGCAUGAGAGUGACUUCCCCUACCUUCAGCCUAUUUCAGGAAUGAGGCAGCCAAGGAGUCCUUCUUCCCAAACAGAAACAUCUUGCAGGACUCUGAAUCAGUCUGGGGAAAAACUGUGUGUGUGAGUGUGUGCAUGUGUGCAAGGGACAAAGAACUUUAAAAACAAAAAAGAAAUUGUGACGCUGUGUUUUCCAUUGUUUCAGUAAAGCUUCUUUCUGAUUCAUACCGUGAGUGGCAACGGCCCUCCACCUAGAAGGCUAGGAUGAUUAGAGGGUGAUAGCCAUAUCCAGAUAACAGUGUGAUCCAGGCCAGGAAUUGUUGCUGAGGGUGGGAAGCAGUUGGUGGAAGUAGUGUCCCCAACGUUUCUCUUUCUUUUCACAUUUUGCUGAUACCUUCAGUGAUGACGUAUGGACACUGGAUGGGAUUGUGAAGACUUUUAACACCUGCGUGGUAGCGGCAUUUGCCCAUGGAAAGCCAUUGAUAAUCUAGGAAUACACAAGCCAACGUUCCUCUAGUCUCUGCAUGCAUGCGUCAGGAAUGUCCCACUGUCUUAUCUGCCUUCUAGCCUCUGUUCCAUAGCCUCACUAGUAAGGUAGCUCCUCGCCAGUAGGCAAUAGUGCCAACGGAUACCUUAAUUCCGCGAAGGCCUACAUUCUUGGUUCAGGUUAUCUUUUUUAUUUACAAUGAUCCAACAUUCCAUCCAAGAUGUAAUUUAACGGAUAAGCUAUUUGAACUGCUGUAUGAACCCACAGUCCUAUUUCUUUUAACAGGGCAUAAGAUUCUGAAUUCCUUGUUCUUUUUUUUAAAAAAAAAAUGAAUUCAUUCCUUUAAUCAGUGUGGCAGUUUUUAAAGAGGGAGACUGUAAGUGGCAACCACAGAUUUCUAACAUUCCUGCUCCACCCUUUUCCUCCUAUAUUUCUUCAUCUCUCCCCUUCCUCCUAAGGGCUGAUUCACACAUGCCUAUUCCUUUCCUUGGUAUCUCUUCACGUGAUGACAUUAUUACUUGGUGACUUGCAGCUGAACAUGUGAAAUGUUUCCAUUCAAAAGCAUCAUGCCUAAUGUGACCUGCUACAAAAAGCACUCACUGAGAUGUUUAAUCUGUAAUGGCUGUUUCACCCACGCAAGCCAGUAUUUUGUGAUGGAGUCAUCAAGUGUUGGGCUAGCAUGUGUGAAUCAAUAAGCCUUAACUCUACGGAGUUUCUUAAAGAGCUAGUCAAAAUUAAAUGCAUAUGACUAGAUUAAUUCCCCCGCUGUUGACCCCAGCAGGGAAAUGAUAGCAUGGAAAGAAGUUGGGCCAUAGAUUGAUCACUGUCUGACAAUCCAGUAUCCUUGACCAAGAAAAGCAGGCACCAGGUGAUCCCUUUUGGUAGGUACUCCAAAUUCUGUCCAACUCUACAACUCCAAGGGAAUGCAAUAGCUAUAGCACCGCUUAGCAAUGGUGCAAUUAGGUCAUUUUAGACUCUGGACUUAAUGGUCUUAAUGAGGGGUGGGGGCUUUUUAGGUGGUAAUGUGUAUUACUGCUGUGUUUUGCGGGAGGGGGGCUCCUGCUCAGUCUACUGAGUGAUGCCCUGGGCCUCUGCCCCAAGCCCUGCCCUAACAGCAUUGUUGUAUUUCUCGGAUGCAUACUGGAUCUUAAACUGUGUGCUUUCUUCUACUGCAUGAUCUUAGCUGACAAAUUUAUAGCUGGGGUGGGGUGGGGCUCUCUCUUGUUGGAGGUAGGGAUGUCGGAGAAGUCUGCAAUGGAAACCAAUUGAGUUCAGAUUUCUAUGAAUCUAACCUGUGGAUUCCUCAGCAGACCAGCUUUUCCUGAGAAGCACAGAUUCUGUGGA